This is a messenger RNA of Apus apus (common swift), 2020 nucleotides long. Its product is annotated as zinc finger protein 367-like. Gene Ontology annotation, cellular component: cell-cell junction. The transcript is spliced from 5 exons. Gene Ontology annotation, biological process: homophilic cell-cell adhesion. The record is from RefSeq and is a predicted model, not a curated record. Bases 190 to 1185 code for a protein of 331 amino acids. NCBI's taxonomy places the organism in Eukaryota, Metazoa, Chordata, Aves, Apodiformes, Apodidae. Gene Ontology annotation, molecular function: ionotropic glutamate receptor binding.
AGGAGCUGCCGUCUCCGGCGAUGAACCGCUAAGCAGACCUGCUGGGAGGGGGGGACAAGUGGUGGUGGUUGCAGGAUUUCUGUGCCUUCCCUGCCCUGGGAUGUAGACUGGGAAAGGGGAUCUGAGCCGUUGUGGAGCUUCCUCACUCCCUCUUCCAUUUUCUGCACUGGUGUCUGCGAGGGGGUGACGAUGGUGGAGAGGCCACCGCUGGAUCUCCCAGUGACUUUUUGCCAGGAGUUCCCGAAGCGCGUCCUGGUUUCCGUUAUCAAAACCACCUCGAUCAAACCGCUCUCCCGAGGGAAAGGUGAGGAGCCAGCACUCCCCCCGCCCGUCCCCAUCAGCCCUGGCUUCAGCGACUUCAUGGUUUACCCCUGGCGCUGGGGGAAGAAUGCCCACAACGUGACCUUUAGCUCGGGUGGCUCCGCCGCCCCUUCAUUCGCCCAACAGCCCCGUGGGGGGGCAGCCAGAGCCUGCAGCGGGGAAGAAGAGGAGGCGGGUAGCCCAGGCAGCAGUAGCAGCGGCAGCCACCUUAAGGAUGGGAUAAGACGUGGCCGACCAAGAGCAGACACAGUUCGUGACCUAAUAAAUGAAGGAGAGCAUUCUUCCAGCAGAAUACGUUGCAAUAUCUGCAACAGGGUGUUCCCACGAGAGAAAUCACUACAGGCACACAAACGAACUCAUACCGGUGAAAGACCUUAUUUGUGUGACUACCCAGACUGUGGGAAAGCCUUUGUUCAGAGUGGGCAACUCAAAACUCACCAGCGUCUUCACACAGGGGAAAAGCCUUUCGUCUGCUCAGAGAAUGGCUGUUUAAGCAGAUUCACACAUGCAAACCGUCAUUGCCCUGAACACCCAUACGCCCGGCUGAAAAGGGAAGAACUCACAGUCAGACUGAGUAAAAAACAGACAGCUGACAAUAAAGCUGCAGCUGAGUGGCUAGCAAAAUACUGGGAGACUAGAGAACAGCGUGCUCCCACUUUGAAAAGUAAAACAAUCCAGAAAAUGGAUCAGGAACAACAGGACCCUAUGGGAUAUCUUCAGUCUGAUGAAGAGGAUGAUGAAGAGAAAAAAGAGGAAAAUAGUGCUCAUUCAGCUGCUCACCGUCGCCUACAGGAGCAGCGUGAACGCAUGCAUGGUGCAUUGGCUCUUAUUGAGCUUGCAAACCUAGCUGUGGCACCACUGUGACAGUAGCAUAGAAAUGCAGUCUGCCUUUACAAAAUGGUGGUACUUGGUGGUCCUUAACCAGUUAGAUCCUAGGCAUACUCUAAGCACCUUAUUUACUUAUCAUAGGCUGCUGCUCUGUAGAAUUUAUGAAGAAUGUUGUCACCCCAUAAUACGGGAUGAGAGAGUUGCACUUUUUGUAAGGUAAAAGAUAAAUGUAAAGUAUCUUGUAAAUAUGGAACUGCAUAAUGCAGAGUGGAGAAACUUCAUGUUGUAGAAAGCUAGAUUUCUGCAAGGUUAACUCAUUUAUUUGAAACAGUUUUCACAGGAAGCACUUUCUGAGUACAGUGUUUGGGGUUAGCAGAAUGGUACACGUGGCCAAAGAAGGCUGAGAAAAGGAAAAGUAUUUAUCUCACUGUUUAAGCAAAACUAUAUUAAGUGGUAGAUCUGAAGAUACUGUAAGCAGCAAUGGAACCAAGUUUUCCAAUGUCAGUAUAUUUUUACCUAUUAUCACUAAGGCAGGAGGCAAAGCUUAGAUAUCUCAGCUCAUAGAGGGCAAGAAACUUCUUCAUGCUGGAAACUGUAAGAUAGUUCAGGAUCUUCACUGCAACUGCUCAAGAUAUGAGACAACUUUGCUAUUAUAUGCUUUUCAUUUGAUCUCAGCAGAAUCCCUUGGUUUGAGUAGCACUUGUUAUUCCUAAUGUAUGAUGUUAGGAACUUUUGCACAUUGUUGGAUUUAUCUGAAAAUGAUUAGUCUUGCAAAGUCUAUACAAAGGUAAACAAUUGGUAAUAUUUUUUAAUCUAUUUUUGGACCCUUUAAUGAUUUGGCACUUGCUUUUUUUAAUAAAAGGGGUAUUGA